Molecule: messenger RNA, 2290 nt
Organism: Acomys russatus (golden spiny mouse)
Lineage: Eukaryota; Metazoa; Chordata; Mammalia; Rodentia; Muridae
Product: amiloride-sensitive amine oxidase [copper-containing]
Exons: 4
Coding region: 38-2290 (750 amino acids)
Biological process (GO): amine metabolic process; response to antibiotic
Cellular component (GO): plasma membrane
Molecular function (GO): quinone binding; primary methylamine oxidase activity; diamine oxidase activity
Source: RefSeq, a predicted model, not a curated record
GGCCUUUGGCUGGGCAGCUGUCACACUGCUUCUGCAGAUGGCAGGCCCAGCAUUUGCCAUGAGGACUCCUUAUGAGACAUCUAGGGUGUUUGAGGACCUGAGCGCCCAGGAGAUAAAGGCGGUGCACAGCUUCCUGAUGAACAGGAAGGAGCUGGGGCUGCAGCUGGCCAAGAAAUUGACUUUGGCCAAGAACUCCGUGUUUCUCAUUGAGAUGCUGCUUCCCAAGAAAAAGCACGUGCUGAAAUUUCUAGAUGACGGAAGCAAAAGCCCCAUCCGGGAAGCCAGAGCCAUCAUCUUCUUCGGCGCCCAAGAACACCCCAAUGUCACUGAGUAUGCAGUGGGGCCACUACCGCUGCCCUCUUACAUUCGAACCCUCUCACCCAGGCCAGGGCACCAUCUGUCCUGGUCGUCCAGACCCAUCUCCACGGCGGAGUAUGACCUCUUGUACCGCACGCUGAAGACAGCCACCAAGCCCCUGCACCAGUUUUUCCUUGAUACCACCGGCUUCUCGUUCCUGGGCUGUGAUACCCGGUGCUUGACUUUUACUGAUGUGGCCCCUCGUGGUGUAGAGUCUGGUCAGCGAAGAAGCUGGCUUAUCAUGCAGCGCGACGUGGAAGGCUACUUCCUACACCCAACAGGGCUGGAGAUCCUAGUGGAUCAUGGGAACAUGGAUGCCCAGGACUGGCGAGUGGAGCAGCUUUGGUACAACGGCAAGUUCUACAACAGCCCGGAGGAACUGGCACGGAAAUAUGCAAACGGAGAAGUGGACGCAGUGGUCCUCGAGGACCCGCUGCCUGAAGGGGCAGAGCAGCCUCCACUCUUCUCUUCCUACAAACCCCGGGGGGAAUUCUCCACCCCCAUCACUACUUCCGGCCCCCACGUUGUCCAGCCCAGUGGACCCCGGUACAAGCUGGAGGGCAACACUGUGCUCUACGGAGGCUGGCGCUUCUCUUACCGACUGAGAUCCUCUUCUGGGCUGCAGAUCUUUAAUGUGCUCUUUGGAGGUGAGCGCGUUGCCUACGAGGUCAGCGUGCAGGAGGCUGUGGCACUCUACGGAGGACACACACCUGCGGGCAUGCAGACUAAGUAUAUUGAUGUUGGCUGGGGCCUGGGUAGCGUCACUCACGAGCUGGCUCCUGGCAUCGACUGCCCAGAGACUGCUACUUUCCUGGAUGCCUUCCACUAUUACGACAGUGAUGGCCCUGUCCGUUAUCCACAUGCUCUCUGCCUCUUUGAGAUGCCCACAGGGGUGCCGCUUAGGCGUCACUUUAACUCAAACUUUAAAGGUGGCUUCAACUUCUAUGGGGGUUUGAAGGGGUAUGUGCUGGUGCUACGGACAACGUCAACCGUCUACAAUUAUGAUUACAUCUGGGAUUUCAUCUUCUACUCUAACGGUGUGAUGGAGAGCAAGAUGUAUGCCACUGGUUAUGUCCAUGCGACCUUCUACACCCCUGAGGGGCUGCGCCGUGGCACUCGCCUACAAACCCAUCUGCUUGGCAACAUCCACACCCACCUAGUGCACUACCGUGUUGACCUGGAUGUGGCAGGCACCAAGAACAGCUUCAUGACACUGAAGACAAAGCUGGAAAACAUCACGAAUCCCUGGAGCCCAGCUCACUCCCUCAUCCAGCCCACCCUCGAGCAGACCCAGUACUCCUGGGAGCACCAGGCUGCAUUCCGCUUUGGACAGACUCUUCCCAAGUACCUGCUCUUUAGCAGCCCCCAAAAGAACCGUUGGGGCCACAGGCGCAGCUACCGCCUGCAGAUCCACUCUAUGGCUGAGCAGGUGCUGCCACCAGGCUGGCAGGAGGAGCGGGCUGUCACUUGGGCCAGGAAGGGACUUGAAGGCAGCCCCGGUGCUCAGGGACACCCAACUGCUCCUCUCUGCAGGUACCCCCUGGCUGUGACGAAGUAUCGGGAAUCUGAGCGUUACAGCAGCAGCCUCUACAACCAGAACGACCCCUGGGAUCCGCCUGUGGUCUUCGAGGAGUUCCUUCGGAACAACGAGAACAUUGACGAGGAGGAUCUGGUGGCCUGGGUGACAGUGGGCUUCCUGCACAUCCCCCACUCAGAGGAUGUUCCCAACACAGCCACCCCUGGGAACUCUGUGGGCUUCCUGAUCCGGCCUUUCAACUUCUUCUCAGAGGACCCAUCCCUGGCAUCUAGAGACACUGUGGUAGUGUGGCCCCAGGACAAAGGCCGCAACCAAGUCCAGCGCUGGAUCCCCGAAGACAGGCACUGUUUGACAUCUCCUCCUUUCAGCUACAAUGGAACCUACAAGCUUGUGUGA